Molecule: messenger RNA, 2559 nt
Organism: Sparassis crispa
Lineage: Eukaryota; Fungi; Basidiomycota; Agaricomycetes; Polyporales; Sparassidaceae
Exons: 5
Coding region: 1-2559 (852 amino acids)
Source: RefSeq, a predicted model, not a curated record
AUGACUGCGACACCAAAGAAACUGGUCCACUGGACACUGGACGUCUCGCUUUCUGAAUUUGGCUCUCCUUUCUCCGAGGCAACGUCGUCGGACUCUAUCUCCUCGACUUCGAGCGUGCAGUAUAUCAACUCUCAGCUUAUCGCUCAUGGCUAUACGGAGAAUCCUGGACUAUCUUUGGAAGGGUUAGGAAAGGACGACGCGAAUAAGGUCGUGAAAUGUCUGCUCGGAAUGUUGAGCCAACGAGUGAACGAUAUGUCUAGGACAGAAGACUUGACAACAAAGAUUAGGACCAUGUCUUACGAUAAUGAACGCCUCAUGUCCAUGUAUCAAGCCGCCACGGAGAGAGCUGCCCACGCAGAACGAGAAAUGAAUCUCCACAAGUCUCGUCUGGCAGCAGCUACGCGCAACCUUCAGUCCACCGAGGUCGCGCACAAGCACACGACGGCUGAAUUGCAGCGCACUCGUACGUCACUGCAGGCCAUACGCACAGCACACCAGACCGAGAUCAAAAAACUGGACAAGGAGAAGGAGCGCAUGGUCGAGAGGUGGAGUAAGAUUUCUGAUUCACAGUUGAAGGCCGCCACCAGCAACGGCGGCAUCAGAUCUGCCAACUUCGAUGUGGUAGAUGCGUCGGACGUGCCGCUGAGGGGAAAGGGCCAGGGAUUAUUGGAGACUGCAUUAGAGGAGGCGCAGCAGGCACGGAAGGAGCUAUUUGAUCAGAACAGGAAGCUCAGGAGGGUUAUCCUGUCUACUGCCAACGAGAUACAAAGUAUCCAGCAUGCCGCACGCAAUUGUGUGUCGUCGGAGGGUGAAGACGAGCCCUUACCGCUUACCCUCACCACUCUCUUCCCGAUCUCACCGACAGAGGCAGCUGGAGACAAACUCAGCUUACUGUUGACUUCUCUUAGAGAGUCCAUCACGCGGUUAUCGAAGCCAUCGAGCACAUCAACUCCUUCCAGUACUCCCAUAAACGAAGCGAAGCCCAACGACUCCGCAGAAACUGAGCGUUUUCAGGCAGUUAUCGACACGCUGCACGCAGAGCUUGAACAAGCACAGAAGCAAUCGUCAGCCUAUGCAUCUGAGAUUCAAACGCUGUUCGACCACUUCACUCAAGACAAGAGAAUCAAUCAGGAAGACAUUGGCGAAAUCAGUGUUGACUUGAUGACUGCGCCUGCACGAGAUGAAGAGCGACAGCGGUUAGAGCUGCGUUUCAAAGUGCUCGACGAAGAGCGCAAGAAGUUCACGGAGGCAGCGGUGCGGCUUGGAAAGGAGAAGGCUGCGCUAGAGGCUGAACGCAUCAAAUUCCUGGAAGAAAAGCGUUCGUGGCAAGUAGAUAUGAUGCUUGCAGAACUGCCGCCAACACCAGGGCCAUCGUCGGAACCGGCUGUAGCAGCUCCGCCAUCAGUUCAAACUGCUGCUCCUCGAUCUCCUCGAAGAUCUCCGCGGAAGUCGCUUCACAAGCCCAAAGGCGCCCUGGCUGUCGGGAAGCCGGGCAGCGGAAAGAAGAUUCGCGUAUCGCGUCGAUCCUCUGGCUUCGGCGUGGGCUUAGGACGGGUCUCUCCGAAGAAGGUGUCCCCGCCAUUCGAGACGGAGGUGAUCCCGUCAUCACCGAAGCAGCUGCCUAAUUUCAAGACGAGCAUCGCGCUGGCGCACCCGCAAGCCCCGCUUCACGCACCGGCAUUCGUCCUGCCUCCUCCAUCGCCCGAGGCCGCCUUACCUCAGGCCAAUAAACUUCCAUCCUCGUUGAUACCCCCUCUUCCUAGGCUAGAUAUACCCCAGAAUCAGUCCGCCCUUGCUACGCCUGCCUCGCCGUCUGACGAGAAUUUAGAUGAAAAGGCACAACAAAUCUCCUCCGCAACUUCUCCUGUACCUGUGUCCCCUACAGCGAUCCCCAGCACGCCUAUCCUCCGUCGGCCCUUCCCCAUGGCGAAGCCGCUCGUUCCACACAUGGUGCAUGCCUACUCUCCCGUAAAGCCCAGUCCUCUAAGCCGAAUCCUGCUGCUCGCAAACUCUCCAGACAGUCCAGAAACGGACGUUCCUCGGCUAGGCUCUCUCGCGGAGGAAGAGGACGACGAUCUCGAAGUAUCUCCUACACCGGCAGCCAUUACACCUGUCACUGUGGCACUACCACCGGCUAUGAGCCUCGCUGCAGAGCUGGGCAUUGCUGACGACGAUGACGACGAGAGUCCUCUAAGGGAGAAAAGGGCCGAGCGGAAUGCCGCUGAGCCCAAAUCUGUCCACGCCGCAGUGCGACAGGCAGUGGCAAAAGGGAAGGGGAAAGCGCGCGCAGAGGUUUCUGCUGCAUCUCGAGGAACAGUCAUUCCCGGUGAAAAGGAAAACAUCAAGCGGGCGAAAUCCAGUACCUCGGGCACAACGGUGAAAGCUACUCCUCUUGUCCGAGAUGAGAAGAAGACAGCUAGACCCCCUCCAAAACCUUCAGUAGUAUCCGCUCGGACCAGGUUCACCAUUAAUAAGUUACCUCAAGGCAAGGGAGGUGCCAGGCGAGUCCCAAUCGAUAGCGCGGAGGCUGCCCCUGUAGGACCUGGAUGGAAGGGCUGA